AUGGAGAGUCGUCGAGGCAGGGGAAAGUUUGCCAAGAUUGUGAUGCCGACUCCAAUCGAAACCCCAACAAUGAAUUUAGAGGAUAAAUGUAAAAUAAAGCUCACCAAUGAGUCAGAGGAAAUUGAAAUACGAGCAGUUGAUCUGAUAGUGCUCGAAGAACUGGGUAAGGGCGGGUAUGGGGUUGUCGAAAAAAUGAAGCAUCGACAAAGUGAUAUUGUGAUGGCCGUGAAGCGGAUUAAAUCAUCCAUUAACGACCAAUCACAAAAACAGAUGCUCACGGAGCUGGAUGCCUGUAAAAGGAGCGAUUGUUGUCCGCAGAUGGUCCGCUUCUAUGGAGCCAUGUUUCGAGAAGGUGACGUUUGGAUAUGCAUGGAAGUCAUGGAUACGUCACUCGACAAAUUUUAUCGAAAAGCCUACAAAAAUGGGCUAAAAAUUCCGGAGCCAUUCAUUGGAAAAAUGGCGCUCUCCGUGAUUGAGGGACUGAAUUUCAUGAAAGAGCAGCUGAAUCUAAUACAUCGUGACGUCAAGCCUUCCAAUAUAUUGCUCAAUCGGCACGGUCAAGUCAAAAUAUGCGAUUUUGGGAUUUCGGGACAUCUGACAAAUAGUCUUGCCAAGACGGUGCAAGCUGGAUGUAAGCCGUAUAUGCCUCCUGAGAGGAUUGACGGCGAAACAAAGAGCGCCUACGAUGUUCGAGCUGAUGUUUGGAGUCUUGGGAUCACUAUUGUUGAAAUUGCUACCGGGACGCAUCCGUAUGCUCAGUGGAAAACGCCAUUUGAUCAGCUGAAGCAGGUGGUCAAAGAGCCACCACCUCGACUACCAAUGAACGGUCAAUUCACAACAGAUUGUCAAUUCUUCGUAAAGCGAUGUCUUGAAAAGAAUUAUAAUGAACGACCAAAAUAUCCUGAACUUCUUGCGAUGCCUUUUAUGGAAAUGGCACGUAACGACAAGCAUUUCAGCAUGUCGCGGUUUAUAAAUGAAAUUCUUGACAUGUAG
Messenger RNA from Caenorhabditis bovis, 993 nucleotides. Lineage: Eukaryota; Metazoa; Nematoda; Chromadorea; Rhabditida; Rhabditidae. The record is from the annotation of a GenBank genome assembly.